Passer domesticus (house sparrow) is the source of this 6844-nucleotide messenger RNA. Its product is annotated as cytosolic phospholipase A2 epsilon-like. The record is from RefSeq and is a predicted model, not a curated record. Gene Ontology annotation, biological process: glycerophospholipid catabolic process. NCBI's taxonomy places the organism in Eukaryota, Metazoa, Chordata, Aves, Passeriformes, Passeridae. Gene Ontology annotation, cellular component: cytosol. Bases 109 to 2577 code for a protein of 822 amino acids. The transcript is spliced from 21 exons. Gene Ontology annotation, molecular function: calcium-dependent phospholipid binding; calcium ion binding.
CUGCCUGCCGGCUCCUGGCCGCUUAAAGCACGGCAGCUGCCUGCCCGAGAGCCUUCGCACACAUCCACCGCACGCUGCACAGCUGGCUCACACCGGGAGAGGACCGCGAUGGGGCUGUUCUACAGCAAGAGCCAGACAGAACCGUCUCCAUGCAACUUGCUCACUGUAAAAAUCAUACAGAUGAAAAAUGCCAGGAAAGCAGACUUGUUAAGUCAGUCUGAUUGCUAUGUGAGCCUGAGCCUGCCAACAGCCUCAGUGCAGCAUUUCCGCACCAAGACUGUCCAGAACAGCAAGAAUCCGACAUGGAACGAGACCUUCCACUUCACGAUUCAGAGCCAGGUUAAGAACAUUCUGGAGCUUAAAGUUUGUGAUGAGGACAAAGUAACUGAAGAUGACCAUCUCCUCACUGUUUUCUUUGAUGUCUCCAAAAUCCAGCUUGGAGAGAACAUUCAGCUAAGUUUCCAGCUGAAUCCACAGGGAAAAGAGGAGCUGGAGGUUGAAUUCACAAUGGAGAGCAGUCCCGAUCCUCCUGAAAACAUUAUUACUAAUGGAGUUCUAGUGUCCCGUGAGGUUUCCUGUUUGGACGUGCAGGUGAACGAUGGGAGGCUGAGGAAGGACACCAUGGAGAGAAAGUUUGCAUUAACUGUGGACGGGUCGUAUGAAGGAACCCAGACGCACACGCUGAGCUCCUGCCUGUGCCCGACGUCCCCGGCCAGGUUCCACUACAUCAAGUACAACCAGUCGGCGCUCACUGUGGCUCUGCCGCGGCGCAGACGGCUCAGCAGGUCUAUAUCAAGCCAAAAUGAAAGGGAUAUGAACGAAUCUGUGACUCUACCUCUGAACUCGCUUCCUAUACAAGAGAAAAUAGCAAUAGGAGAGGACAGGACAAUUGACUUGUACACAAAGGCGAAUGAAUGGACUCAGGGUCUCUGUUUCAGACCAAGAAACCUUGAUGCUCGCCUGGGGUUUGACCUCUGCACAGAUGAACAGAAUUUCCUGCAAAACCGAAGGAAAGUAGUUGCUGCUGCGCUAAAGGAGGUUCUUCAUCUGGAGGAAGAUCUGCAAGAGCAUGAGGUGCCUAUAGUGGCUGUGACUACAGCAGGGUGUGGCAUAAGAGCACUCACUGCCAUGUAUGGCAGCAUUUUGGGUCUCCAAAAGUUACGUGUUCUGGAUUGUGUUUCAUACAUCAGUGGUUCAUCUGGCACAACAUGGACAAUGACAAAGCUAUAUGAAGAUGCUGACUGGUCACGUAAGGAUCUUGGGGAAGUAAUUGUUGAAGCACGGAAGCAAGCAGCCAAAUGCAAGAUGGGAGCUUUUUCCUUGAAAAGUCUGAGGAAUUAUUACAGAGAACUGAGCCAAAGGACCCAAGCAGGACAUAAAACAUCUUUUAUUGAUCUGUGGGGGCUCAUGAUUGAAGCCAUGUUAAAUGAUGGGAAAAGCCACCACAGACUUUCUGAUCAACGUCAGGCAGUGAACCAAGGUCAGAACCCACUGCCCAUCUACCUUGCCCUUAAUGUCAAGGACAAAGUUGCCACCAAAGAUUUCAGAGAGUGGGUGGAGUUCACGCCAUACGAGGUGGGCUUCCUGAAAUACGGUGCCUUCAUUCGUGCGGAGGAUUUUGGCAGCGAGUUCUUCAUGGGUCGCCUGAUGAAAAAACUCCCUGAGUCACGAAUCUGCUUCAUGCAAGGAAUGUGGAGUAGUAUAUUCUCCAAAAACCUCUUGGAUGCCUGGCAUGCAGCUGACAAUUCAGAAGACUUCUGGCAUAGGUGGACCCAAGACAAAGUGACUGAAAUAGAGGAACAACCAGACCUGCCUGAGAAGCCAUAUGAGAUGGCUACAUGCGUUUUCACUCCUACCAGUGGCCUCUCCACUACACUCCGGGACAUCCUGACGGAUCGCCCCGCUGUCUCCAAGUACCACAACUUCCUAAGGGGCUUCCAGAUGCACAACGAGUACAUCCAGCAUGAACAUUUCACAAAAUGGAAAGACACUUUGCUUGACAGCUCUCCCAAUGACCUGAGAGCCAACUCGGAACACUUGGAGCUGGUGGAUGCAGCUUUCUUCUUUGAAACCAGUUACCCACCCCUUAUGAGACCAGAGCGGAAGGUGGAUGUCAUCAUACACUUAAAUUACACAGGUGGAUCACAGACAUUGCCCCUGGAGCAGGCUUGCAAAUACUUUGCAGAGCAGGAAAUUCCAUUUCCCUGCAUUGGACUGACAGAUGAUGAGAAGAACCUGAAAGAGUGCUACAUGUUCGAUGGUGCAGACACCCCAGGAGCUCCUCUGCUACUUUAUUUUCCAUUAGUGAAUGACACUUUUCAAAGAUAUGUAGAACCUGGCAUGUCACGUACCGCUGCUGAAAUGGAACAGGGCAAGGUUGAUAUCUCCAGUUUCUCCUCUCCAUACUCAACCAGGGAGGUCUCACUGAAAGCAGAAGAUUUCAACAAGCUUCUGAAGCUGGCUAAUUACAACAUAAUGAACAAUGAGAACAUGAUUCUUCAGGCCUUGCGCAUGGCUGUGGCACGGAAGAAACAAGCCUUGAGCCAGCCAGCAUCACAGGCACAGCCCUCUGCUUGAACAGCAUUUCCCUGUCCCUUACUAAGCAUUUACCAAGACAGCAUACAUGUGAUAAAUACUUCACCAUUCUUGGCAGGGGCCAUAGUUUUCUAAAUAACCUUCUCAAUCUUAUCCAGAAUUGUGGUAUUAAACUCAGCAGUUUCUCUCGUUAAUACCAUCUCACUGGUGAUGAAGAUUCAGCUGUGUGUGAUAGGGAAAUAGCAUUAGCUCUCCUUGUCUGCAAUCUCUUAUGGUCUUGGUGGCUAGUUGCUAAUAUUUUUUCAUAUGCAAAAUAUUUUGGCAUUUCAUUGGGACUAUUGGUAGCAAAACCAUAAAGCCCUCUUCAGACACAAAAGGUGGUCACCAUGCAGUACCAAUUUAAAACAUUUUACUUAGCUUUAAUGACCUGGAUGAAUUUGGCUUCUACUGUUAAAGAGUUUUGUUUCCCAGGUGCUUCUUUUUGGUCAUGAAUUGUCAUGAAAUAAAUAUUUUAUGAAGGAUGUUUAAUUUUUCAAAUUUGUGUUGGACGACACAGAUGUGGGUCAGUGGCCAUUUAGGUCUUUGAUCAUCUAUUCUUAUCAAUUAAAUCAAACUUAGAAAUUUGAUUUGAUGGACUAUUGCUAUUUCCUCUCACCACCAACUAUGUCCUCUCCCAGAUGACAUAUAUGUUCUGCAGUUAUCUCCCCAAAAUGCAAUUUUGCUUUAGCAUCAUCUGGAACUUGUUCAGUAUAGUGUAUUGAACUAUUAUGAAAUCAGAUUGUGUGAAGGGGAUUUCAGGAGGCAUGGUAAUUGAACACUGGAGACAUGCAGUAAGAUACCAAUCUUCUGUUCACUGCAUCACAGUGUAUUCCAUACUCAAACACACUUAAGGCCAAGAAAAGUCCAGCAGAGACAGAUGUGGAGCUUCUGUUUCUGGUGAAUUCUUCCUUCGAGGUAACUGGAGAGAGAGAGGUAUUCUUUUCUUGGUUGAGAAGUUCGUUUUUACUGGUUUUACAUAAAGAAGCAUUGUGAAAGAAAGGCAGAUGCUGGUGUCUAGGAAUUUCUCAAGGGUCAGCCAUGAUGAGCCUUGCAGGACUUCCUCAGAGCCUAAACAAGCAAGCAAGAGCUACAGAAGAGUGUCUGCUUUCCACAAAUUCUCCAACAAGGUACAUAGAAAAUUUCUGCCUUAUAUUCUAAAAUCCUGCUCACUGUUUUAUUUGAGCACCCACUCAUGAGCUCAAACAAAGGUAUCUGAACUGUCAAAAUGGGUAUCAUGACUGACUCCUUAAUGCCUGCCAGGGAGGAUAUAAUUAUAUUUGUCAAAGUCCUCCCAUGACUGCGAAGUUCUGGGCAUUUCAGCAGCUUUGUAAAUUCUGCAGGCUCUGAGGAACUCUGGUGCAGAUUCAAUUCUCAGUGGUUGUCCCUUGUUGGAAAUAUUUUUGUCAGGAUUAGAUACUCUGAUUUUGCCUGUGAACUUUUUCAGUGAUGGUGAGCAUGUGCUCCUUCCUGAUUUUACCAGCCUCAGAUUGGUUGGAAAAGGCGUAUUCCUAAGACAACAGAAACAGCUCUCUGUAGAUGUCUCACACAGCCUUCUUUACCUUUUCUAUGUCCCAUCUCAGAACCUGUGAUGCACCCUAAAAUCUCAGAUGACCUGAAGGAAACCAGAAAAGGUAGCUUCUCAGCCACUGGCAUGGUGUCUCAUAUGGUCACACUAGUGUCGUCCCAAAUGCCAGUUCUGGCACUACUACUAGAUUUUCUUCAAGCAGAGGAACUUCGCAGCCAGUGUCUGGGAUGGGCUCUCUCCAGCUCCAUGCCCUGCAGCACUUCCUGUGGAGGAAAUUCCUCAGGGAGAACCCUUGUGUAGGAGAGGUGACAGAGGCCUAGACACUGGCCCAUCGUUUCCCUUCUUGGUACAAAGUUAAGUUAGUGAACACAUUUUUGUGGAUAAGACACCCCUUUUUGUAUACUUUUGUUAUUAAUAUUUCUGCAGUUACUGUGUGUUUCUUAUCCCACUGUUUUUUGCUUUCAGUAAAUUGUUAUCUCAACCUAUAAAUCUCGCCUUUUUCCCUCCCUUACUGGAUGGGAGUGGGGAGAGGGGGUGGCUUAUUUGGAGUUUAAUUUCUGGCUGGUGUUACAUCACCAGGGUGGUCCAGUCAUUCAGCUGAACACGGCUGUGUUAGCUCUGCAUGGCCAGGUUCUGGUAGCAGAAGCCUACAAGGGUGGCCAGUGUGAGGAGGUGCCAGAAGCUUCCCCCAUCUCCAGCAGAGUCAAUGCCAGCUGGCUCCAAGACUCACCCACCCCUGGCCAGGGCUGAGCCCAUCAGUAGCAGUUGUACUGCCUCUGGGAUAAUGUGUUUAAAAACAGGAAAAAACCCUGUGCAAUAUUAACUGCAGUGGAAGAGAGGAGUGAGAACAUGUGAGAAACAGGCCUGCAGAUGUGAAUGUCACUGAAGGAGGAGGUGCUCUAACUUUGGAGCUGAGAUUCCCCUGAUGCCUGUGCUAAACAAUUGUCAAAUAACUAUUUAACUGGCUGUUCAAUGACCAUGGUGAGGCAGGCUGUUCCUCUCAGCCCUUGCUGGCCCAUGAUAGAGCAGAUAUUCACCUGCAAGCCCUGGAGAACCCCACAUGGAGCAAGUGGAUGCCUGAAGGAGGAAGUGACACUGUGGGAAGCCUGCGAAGGAGCAGAUCCUGUGGCCCAUGGCAAAAGGAGUCCACACUGGAGGUUUGCUGGCAGGGACCCACGCUGGAGGGGUGUGUUUCUGUGGAACUGCACCCCAAUGGAAAGGACCCACACUGGAGCAGUUUGUGAUGAACUGCUACCUCUGGGAAGGACGCAGGUUCGAGAAGUUCAUGGAGGACUGUUUUCUGUGGAAGAGACCCCACAGUGAAGAAUGUGAGCUUCUAGGGUGUAGGAGGUACCGAAAAUCAGGAGAAAAUAAAGCCCAAGAAGAAGGGAGGGGUGGGGGAAAAGUGUCUUACGAUUUAAGUUUUAUUUCUGAUUAUCCUGUUCUGAUUUGAUUUGUAAUAAAUUAGGCUGAUUUCCCCAAGCUGAGUCUGUUUUGCCUUGGUGAUAAUUGGUGAGUGAUCUCUCUCCCUGCCCUUAACUCAAUCCAUUUGCCUUUCAUUAAGUUUUCCCUCCCCUAUCCAGCUGAAAAGGAUGGGGUGCAUGAUAAAGUCAUGUUGGUGGGGACCUGCUAUCCAGCCAAGAUCAAACCACCACAGCUUCUCAGUGUUGCUUGGCUGUGUUUUGUUGAGGGUGCUCCUGCCCUCUCAUCUUCUUCAUGUUCUUCCUCUGGACUUGCUUCAACUGGUCCAUAUCUUUCCAGUUCUGGGGCUCCGGAGCUGGGCACAGCACUGUAGGUGGGGUCUCACAAGAGCAGAGUAGAGGGGCAGAAUCCCCUUGUUCAACCUGUUGGCCACACGUCUUUUGAAGAUUUCACAUCUCUUUAAUUGAAAGGUUAUUGAGGGUAGAUUCCUAGUCCUAAAAUGGUUGCUUACUUAAGUAAUUUUCAUUCAGAGAAAAGUUGUAAGGUCAGAAAUGACUCUAUUGUGUAUUUUCCUGGCGUGUGAGAGUGACAGGGGAAGGGCAGGUUGUGGCUGCUCUGAGCGUAUAGUAUCACCUCCUUCAGUUCUGAAGAGGUGAUUUCAUAUAAGAUGUCUGGUCAUGUUAGUAGCUGGACCCAUACAAUGGCUAUUAAUCUGCUGCUGCACAAUUUUCUGCCAGAAAUUUGAAGACUUUGGUGUCAUUUUUGCAUCACAAUCAGAUGACACUGUGUUGUGCUUAAAACAGCAAGAUGUUAACAUUUAAGAUGAAUCAAUGUGUUUCUUGAAGUUUUGCGUUUGUGGAAGUCUUCUGAAAGCAGGAAAAUGUAUAUUCCACUAACAAAUAUACUAAUUAAAUUGGGGAAACAUCUACCAGUAAGCUAUUUCAGGCCCUCUAUCUCCAAAGGAAAAUAAAUACAAUUUGGUUGAAGAAAAGGCCUUCUAUAGUUAUUUCAUUUAUGAUACUUUUGUUAGCUGAUUGGGGUGCUGUGUGCCUACAUGUAGCUACUAUUAUCUUCUCUGGUUUGUUAAUUGCUGAGGUUUCUAGAACGCAGAUAUCCAUGCAUAAGUGCUGUGUGUUAUCACCUUCUUAUCUUGAAUUGCUGAUAACUCUUGGCACCUUGGUGUGUACAGCCUUCCCCAAACACACACCCCUGGUAUUUAGCUACCAAAUAAAACCAGCAAACUCCCUCCCCUUUUCUUCUCAUACUUUCCCUGCAAUGCACUGAGGAAGGUGGGGCUUGGAUAUACCACUUGCUCCUCAGCAG